AGGAUCACCAUCACUAUGACUAUUUCUUCUAUUUUUGAGAAUGAGUAGAAUGGGCACAGGUGGAAUCACAGAAUGGAACGCGUAGACUGUGACUGGAUACAGUAGAUACUAGAUCAUCUAAUAAAUAAUUUUGUAAAUAGUGGUCUUCGUCUUGUUCUGACUUCUGCUACCGGAGGUGCUGGCCAUAUUAGGCAUUCGCAAAAAAAUGUUGACGACGACGUCUCCUGUGGUUUUAAGACGCCGAGUCUGUGGUCAUCUUUUUGUUUUCUUGUGGCUCACAACUGGUUUGACUUCUCUGGGCGCUGUAGGAGUUGUAGAGUACGUUGGAGCAUCCUCUGCAACUUCGUAUGAAGAGGUGGAGCACGACGUUGAUGUUGGCGAUCCUAGGUCAUCUUCAACCGCGGCCUUUACUAGUCCUCGAGGUGCUGGCAACACCGAAGACUUUCCUGCCGCCGUUUAUUCGAUCGAUGAAGUAAUGAAGAAUUUUUAUGCAUCAGCGCAUUUGCAUGAUCAUCGCGAUGAUGUUGACACCACAGCCACAGCUGCUGUCGACGAGGUGCCGCGUUCUUAUCCAAGAGCAACUCCAUCUACUACAACUAACAGAUUUCCAUUUUUACAAGACAUAGCAACAUUAGAUUUCCACCUCCACCAGCAGCAGCACGAGAAAGGAGCGCCAGGAGCGUUCCACGAGUCAUGCAAAUUGAACAGUCACGACCAGCAGCAGCAACAACAGGUCUUGCAGCAAGAACAGCAUGAUAAAAAUCACUUUGUGUGGGAACUAGUGGAGAUGGAUGAAGAUGAAGCACUUGAAAUGCGAGAUGAUGAAACAACACAAGGAGAUGACGAAACGAGUUUAGUUCUUGAUGAAUCUUAUUUUCAUACAACCUUGAAGGAGCUCAAGCUAGAGUUACCACGCACUUCUGCUCAGCCGCAGCCAGAUGAAGGUCAACAAGAACGACAACAAGAUGGAGAAGAACUGCUCACCGCAACUUCUUUGCUGAAGCAGUGGCUCGACCACGUAGAGGAUGACGCAAAUGCAAAGACCGCGCACCACGACGACGAGGACCCGAACAAGAAUGGUUUGCGUCAGAUAGAGGAUCGAUGGGUCAAAUAUCUCUCUUGGCUUGUGGUCUCUACUUGUCCCGAGAAGAGUUGUAAUAUUACGGAGCAAGAAGUGGUCGACCAAGAAGAUCAUGGAGAAAGAAGUGGAGGAGCUAAAGUUCGGCCAGAGGCGAUCGUUACUUUGCGGGAAAAGGGAACGGGUCAUAUGCUCGUGCUAUUGCCGAGCAACCAUGGCGCUUUCUCUGGCAGUGUGGAGGAUUGGAAAGGCCUUCUGCAGAACUGCUCACAAGACCUUCCCAAGAACCACAUUUUGAGAAGGGUUUUUCUCGAAAAGAGCGCUCCUGGACCAGAUGCAUGGGUGUUGGAAAUGACUGCAUUGAGAUACGCCGAGUUGUAUGCCUACUCCUCACGCGGGGGCACCUCUAAAAUUAAACGUCAACAUAACUACUUCGACAUCACCUUCCCCGUGGCACUUGCUUCUUCACCAUGCCGUAUCACGUUUGCUGAUUUAGUUUUGUCGGGACUAGACGGCACCCCAGGGCGGAACAAAAUGGACGAACUUUUUGAUUGUCGCAACCGUGCGCUUGCCCAUGGAGUCAACCUCUCGCUUCGAAGCCUUCUGUUAGGCGACGCACAAGAAGUACAACAAGAAUCCUCUUCUGCUGGACAACAAGAAUACCCUUCUGUUGCGACACCAGAAGAACAUAAUGAAGUAGGUAAUAUUAAGACCGAGGACAUCAGCUACAGCACCGCCGAGUCCGAGGACGAACUUCCACCGCACACCAGCACGUGUAUCACGAAAGUAGAAGAUAUUGACGUGAUGAAAGAACCGAAGACCGAGACACGCAGACGAACAAUAAGCAUGGCUAGAAGCAGUUCUACGGCAACGUCUUCGCUGACGUCGAGCAAGAGAGAGAAGAAGGUCAUCUUUCUUUCGCUGGGAGCUUAUCACUUGUUCGACGUAGUAAAAUAUCUGACACAGAGAGAGGCUUUUCGUGCGCCGUUUUCCUUGUUGAACUCCACCUCAUCACGUGGAGGUCAAGGAAAAAAGGAGAAGGACGACAAGGAGAACCCGCCACGUCUCGUUCGCUUGCAUCCCGAUGUUGCCCAUUCGAAGUGGCGGUGUCAGGCACUUGCGCGAUUCUUGGCGGAGCGACACAAGUUCUUUGACGAGCAAAAAAGCGCCCCUCGAUCAUGUGGUCUACCUUCUUCACUUGAUGAACCUCGUCCAAACGAGCAGGAGCAAAAAGAAAAAAGGAGCUUUUUAAAAUGAAAGCGAAAUGACGUGACAAAAAUUUUUCGCUUGUGAAAGCAUUGCGACUUCUCAACACUAUUUAAGAAUUAUGGUCGGCUUUAAUCCAUCUUUCUCUUCAUCGUGGUCCCCUUUUGCCUUGUAUUCUCAUGAAAUACAAGGGAGAAGGCGAAGGGGUCAAGAUGAGGGAACCGGGAUAGAUUUACUUAUAAGCUGAGGCUAAAAGAAAGACGGCAACAUCUUUGGCGCAAAUGAACACUCUCUCUGGUUUGUCGUGGUGAGGUAAUCGACAACGUCAAAACGUGCAAGUCUGCGACUCUGGGACACCUGUCUAUUCGUUGCCAACGGAUUUGCUUGCCCUACGACAAAGUAGGCGCUGAAUUAGAAAUGAUCUAGACGACGCGGAGGCGGACUAUGUUCUACUGAGCAGCUGAGCCGCUUAUUUCGCGAUCAUGCUCUCGUAAAGAUUACUUGAGGAAGAUGCUCUAGUAAAGAUUACUUGAGGAAGAUGCUCUAGUAAAGAUUACUUGAAAGAAAGCGCAGAAGAAGCCCCACAUGACUAGACUGCAAGAGCAGGACGAAAAAUCAUGAGAGUCCUAAAUAAAGAUGAUCAUCUUCAGCAUAUCAAAAUUAUUACCCUAGUAUCAGUAUGCGGGUCUGAAAGAAGAUAGUCGGGAGUGGAGGAAAAGAUUCCCUUGGAAAGACUCUAUUAACUUCGGUGGGGAGUCAGCCACAACGAACGGUGAAGCUUAUGCAUCGGCGACUUUUAGUUUUUCUGUUACAU
Messenger RNA from Amoebophrya sp. A25, 3098 nucleotides. The record is from the annotation of a GenBank genome assembly. Lineage: Eukaryota; Dinophyceae; Syndiniales; Amoebophryaceae.